This is a messenger RNA of Saprolegnia diclina VS20, 3235 nucleotides long. RefSeq lists its product as hypothetical. The transcript has a single exon. The record is from RefSeq and is a predicted model, not a curated record. Gene Ontology annotation, cellular component: cytoplasm. NCBI's taxonomy places the organism in Eukaryota, Oomycota, Saprolegniomycetes, Saprolegniales, Saprolegniaceae. Gene Ontology annotation, molecular function: phosphatidylinositol-3,4-bisphosphate 4-phosphatase activity. Bases 44 to 3175 code for a protein of 1043 amino acids.
GAACGCCGGAGCUCAUUCAUUCCGCAACACCUGAUCGCGCUCGAUGGCCGCGCCGGCCAAGGCGACGACGCCCCGCCUCCAUGUGACGGACUCGGGCAAGAUCCAGGACCAGUACUACCAUGCGCAGGCGAGCUCCCGGACGAUGGGUCUCCUCAUGCGUCGCUCCAUGGACCACCGGCGGUCCAAGCAGUCCAAGCACAAGCGCGCCGAGGACCGCUUCACGGACGCUGAGAUCGCGUUCGCCGGCAACUUGACCAAGCAAGGCUCGUUCUGGCGCACGUGGCGAAAGCGCUACUUCAUCUUGCGCCGCGACCGCCCGAUGCUAUGUUACUACUCGUCAUCCAAAGAGCUCACCAAGCUCGGCGAGAUCACGUUGGACGCCGAUACGAUCAUUGAACCGGUCGAGUCGUCGUCGUCGUCGUGCUUCUUCUUUAUCAAGACCAAGCACCGCAAGCUCAUUGUCAAUGCGAGCGACGGCGGCGACGCGUACAUGCGCGGGUGGAUCGAUGCGCUCAACGUCGCCGUCGAGUCGUGUCGCACCACCGUGCCCUUUGCCUUUAAGAACGCAACGCCGCUCUCCGACCACGAGAGCGUCCGUGGACGCAGGAUGAGCGACGCGAUCGACAUUGCUCGGCCGUCGCUAACGUCCGUCGCGUCCGAUGCCCCGCCGCCCAUUGUGCCAUCAAUCCACACGACCGAGUUCGCACCACCGUCGCCACGGCGCGCGGCCAGCAGCCGCGAGCCCUCGCCUGACUACCGCGCGUCAGUCCCGACGUUCUCGCCGGCCUUUUUCGCGCAGCUGCCGCCCCGCCCGACAGACGACAGCUCGAGCAUGCGGCGGGCACGGAGCCUCAACGAGCUGUUGAACCGGACGCGUGUCACCCGCGCGUCUGACAGCGGCAGCAACGACAACAAUACCAAGCUUGCGCCGACGCUCAUUGCGAGCAGCUGGACCGAGCGCAACCACAAUGCGUCGUUUCUGUCGCGGACGGCCAAGACCGAGGCGGCCGACCACCGCGGGUUUGGGCUGCAGUGCCAGAGUCUCAGUCUCGUGCACAUGCGGCCGCCGGACGCUCUCCACUUUGCGAUUUCAUUUGGUUCGAUCGAGAAGGUGCCGCACAGCGUGCCACUCCUCGUCGUGCUCAGCGUUCUCAACUGGGAGCCGGAUGCCACGACCAAGAAGCAGGCGAUGACCGAAGUCGCACGCACCGAAGUCGAGCGCACCAAUCAUCUGCGUCCGUGCGGCGACCGCCUCGUGCGGGACUUUCAGGGGCUCCUCGCGCUGCCGCUCUUUCUUCUCGAGCCGCAUAUUGUGCUGCAGCUCGACGUGUACAUUGUCUCGAACGACACGACCGAAGCGCUCAAGCACCACAAGCUCCUCGGGUACUUUACGAUUGCGGCCACGGACCUCGUUGUCGACUCGGACGACGGGACGCCGCUGCUCAUGGAUUUGCGCUUUGACGGCCGGAGCACGACGAACAUUCUCGGAAGCCGGAAUUUUCUUGUGCUCGAGCAAGUCGCGACGCCGCCGCCGUAUGCGCUCGCGCACGGGUACACGUUUGCGACGCACCAGUACCUCGUCGACACGGCCGAGACGUCGCCGCCCAACGAGCCACCGGUGACCGACGAGCCGCGCGUCGGACCCCGGGCCGCGACCGACGUGCUUCUCUCGGAGGAGAUGUCGGCGAGCUACUGCUCGCUCACGGUCGUCCACGCCUAUGUGCAGAUGCUCCAGACGCGCAACGCGGCCCGGAUCGCCGAGACGCGCGAUGUGAUUCGCACGAUCGAAGCCCGCGACGUCCAGCGGUCGGUCAUGACGUCACCGCACGCAGGCGACGCCGCCGUCUUUACGGACAAUGACGCCGACGACGUCGAGAAGAGCUAUACGACGUACCUUGAGACGCGCACCCGCCUCAUUGAGCUCAACAAGCUCCAGUCGACGUACGAAAGCAUGGAGCGACGGUACAGCGCGCUCGUGGCCAUGGUCGACGACGGCGGCGAGCACGGCAUCACAAGCUGCCUCAAGCGCAGUACGAUGAAGAAGGACCCGAGCGUCGAGUUUAUGCCAACGAACCUCGUGUGUCACUUGCUCCGCGCGGCGCUGCCGAAUCAUGACGAGAUUGCGUGGUCGACGAUCACGCACGGCUGCGCCGCGGCCCACCUGCUUGGCUUCAAGGACGGCGGUCUGCGGCGCCUGCUCCAGAACGGCAGGUCGCUCCACGAGGACCAAAUCGAGUACCGGCUCGACGUGGUGCUGUGCCAGCUCUUGUCGGUCAUCGCAGCGGCCUUCUUGAGCUAUGUGCAGCUGGCUGCCGAUGAUGUGCACGAUGUGUCGGGCGCGCGCCUCCGCAUGCUGCCGCGCGUCGGGUUCCUCGUCGACAUCGAGUCGCUUCUCAGCACCGCCGGCAACGAGAAGGGUAUGCUGGAAGACAUGGCCGAAGGCGUCAAGUACGUCAACCAAAAGGCCGUGUAUUUUCAGGUUACGCCGGCGACGUCGUCAUCGGGGCACUGCAUCUCGAUGGCGACCGACAACGCCGGCGCAAUCGUGCUGCAGGUCGCGCUGCCGUCGGCGCUCUUUACCAAGCUGCCGCUCUCGUUUUAUGCGCAGCCGCGCAUCCAAGUCCACGCUGUGCUGUUCACACAAGGCAUCAACGAGCGCCAAUCGGUGGCCAACACGGUCGGCGACACGAGCGUCCAGGAGGACAUCAACGUCGAGAGCAUGGUGACGCUGGCCGCGUACGUCGAGCAGUACGUGACGCUUGGCGUCUCGCACGAGCCGUCGCUCUUGCCGUUCGCCGAGAUCCAAUCGCAGCUCGCGCUCGUCGUGACGGCGGUCGAGUCGCAAAAGAAAUCGUUGAAAAACGUCAACGUGCUCGUGGACUCGAGCUACCUCUGCCGCCUCGUGGGCGCCGGCCGGACCACGUGCUGCAAGUCGGGCAAAGACCGCACGGCCAUGUCGGUCACCCUCGAGCUCACGCGCCUCUUGGUGGACGUGGUCGGUGUCAAGCAAGGCCUGUGUCUCUGCCAAGCCAUGCGCGAGCGCGGCGUCCGGCGCACAAACGUGCUCGUCAACACGGGCAAGACCAUGUACGCGUUCAACUCGCUCCAACUCAAGUGCCUCCCAGCCUGCUACAAGCCACCCGUCGCGACCGCCAACGCCAACGUCGCGUCCUAGUAGUAGUCGGAAAGGCCAUUAUAGCACUAUUUAACAUGAUUCCGCUGUACGACGCCGAGA